Candidula unifasciata is the source of this 2323-nucleotide messenger RNA. The record is from the annotation of a GenBank genome assembly. Lineage: Eukaryota; Metazoa; Mollusca; Gastropoda; Stylommatophora; Geomitridae.
GACUUCAAGCCGUACAGUGCACAAGAUGUCGGAAGUACAAGAAUGCCUCAGUUCUUCAGAUGAGGAGCCGGCAGAUGUUUAUCGAAGCUCACAGCUCCUGUCGUCUGUUAGUAACCUAGACUUGCCAGGCAAUGAAGUCUAUCGUCUGGCCAUCAACUCUGUUGGAAGAAGUUCUGCCCACAGAGCUGAAGGAGAACUGAAUUCAGAUGCCAGCAACGAUGCUGAUGCUACUGGCGGACAACAGCUGCCUUCUCUUGUUAAUGCAGAAGAGGAUGUUGCAGAUGACUGGUUAGUGAACGACAUUCAGUGGCCGCAAGCUAAGAGAAAAAGCUCUGCCGUUACCAGUGUUUUGACAACAGACUUUUCACGAAGCACAGCUAAGAAGAGGUUCAGAAAAGAUCUGCUUACAAACAAGUCAGAUCAAGCAAGUAAAAGGCUGAAGUAUCCUGCAUCAGAUGGAGACAGACAAAGAGCAAGAGCUAGUUUUGAUGAUACCAGGUCUGAUGUAAGCAGAACUGGGGGUCGGGGAAAACAUGACAGUUUCUGUGCUGUGUCCUCUACUACAGAGAUGGUUCCUCAUGUGGAUGAGCUGAACCAACCCGGCAGUAGUCGAGAGUCUGAGUUUGAGUGGGGCUCUGAUGAUGACUUGCUGUGCCAGAUUGACACUGUUUAUGAUACUGGAAAUCAGUCCGUCACAGAGAUUCCCUCGUCGCACAAUGAUAGCAUGUCCAGCAGUCCUGUAGUUACAUCGUCUCCGAGAACAAGCAAAGAAAUACCAUUGGGCCACAUAUUACAACCUAAAGAUGGUCGUUUAGCCACUGCAGGAUAUUUUCAAAGCAAACCAUCUACUCAAUUUGAUGACAAUUAUAGAAAUGGCUUUAAGGAAGCCAUGCAGAUUCUGAAUGGUUCAGUGCAGGUUCCGAAUGGUUCUGAUAACAGAAAUGUUGCUACAGGAUGCGGUCAAGACUCCAUUACAGAAAAAUUUGAGAAGCCUACAUAUAUUAACAGCAUUCGGGUCAAGGUGAGAAUUGGGCAGCAGACACUGCUGAUACCCAUCCAGCCUGCAGAUCAGGAUAAGAACAUCUCGUGGUUGUUUCAGCAGGUUAAAGAACGAUACUUCAGCAUGUUCUUGAUGUUGCCGACACUCACUCUUAGCACCCAGGAUGGAAUCAUUCUAGAUAGUGAUGUCCUGACGGCAAAUGUCAGCGCCUGGGAGAGACCCCGGCUGGAAGAUAGAUAUACACAGGCCUGCAAGUUGUGCUUAACUAACGCCAACUCAAAUAUUGUUUCAUCCUUGCAGAAAGCCGACCAGUCAGGGCAGCUUCACCUGAGCGACUUGGGGUUAGGGUUAUCCUUCCUUCAGCCAGUCUUCCAAGCACUGGAGGACCACAAGGUCCUGACAGACCUCAGAGUCAAUGGCAACAGGCUCGGUGAUGCUGGGGUUGAAUCCUUGAUGAAGCUUUUACCGAGUUUGCCACAUCUGAAAAUCUUGUCCUUGGAAACUAAUGGAAUUUCUGCAGAUGGGGUCCAGACUAUGGCAGCCGCACUAAAGACUGAUCCCUGCUUGCAACAUCUCUCUUCUCUCAGCUUGAGUCACAACUGUCUAGAUGACAUUGCUGCAGAAGCUCUAGCUUGUGUAGUUAAAAGCCUGCCAAAUCUGAGCCAGCUCAGUUUAUGUUCAUGUAAUUUCUCACGCAAGCUCUUCGACUCUUCUUUGGGUGAAGCACUGAAAGUGAGAAGAAUAGAACAUCUGAACAUUUCUGAGAACAAUCUUGGACCAGAAGGAAUUAAAGAUCUGUUGCUUGGCCUAGAACCUGCGUAUCUGAGUCAGCUGAAUGUGUCUCACACUUGCAGUCUGUCCGGUCAGGAGAUUUUCCCAUACCUCCAGAACUUUGUCAGUGGGGGAGUUUGCUGUCUGCAGGAACUGUUUAUAGCAGGCAACCACUUGUCACCAGCAGAUGUAACCUUCAUAAACAGACUUCCAGUGCUGAUCAAGUCCCUGCGGUGCUUGGUUCUCUCACAGAAUCAGAGUGUCAACAACAAGAGCCUUCAGAAGCUGCUGUAUCUUUCCGCAGACAAAGACAGCUCCCUUAGGGAAAUCACAGCUCGUGGCUGUUCGGUCACCUCUCCCCUGGAGUCAGAACUUCUAGAUGCCUUGAGAAAUAAAAUGUCCAGUUCAGUUCCGUUGAAGAAGUUUGUGUUUACUUGUCGAGGCCUCAAAAUAGGCGAUUCUCAGCUGUUGGAAGGGAUCUGGAACAACACAUGGAAGGAUCAAGGGCAGGUGAAAGCUGACGGGAUGACAGUAUUUAUGACAGUUGUUUAA